UUUUGUCUUAAAAAGAGGUCAUAUGGCCUAGGCACUACAUAAGUAAAUCAAAAAUAGAAUUGAAAGUGUUGUUUCUGUCGUUGGUGAAGGAUCUGCAAAAAUGAGUGCGUCCGAGGAGAUGAAUUCGAGUGAGGAAAUAAGAAUGCCACAGAAAAAGUACUAUAGACAGAGAGCUCAUUCAAAUCCACUGUCUGUCCACGCACUUGAAUUCCCAUUGUGUCCAGAAAAUAUGGAUUGGGGAAAAUACUACCCACACUAUUUUACUGAUAAAAAUAGCUUAGCUGAUGAACCAGUUCUAAAAAGGUUAAAGACAAGUGAAAAAAGAGUAGAAUUUGCUGAUAUUGGCUGUGGUUAUGGUGGACUACUAGUUGACUUAGCAACAAUGUUUCCAGACACUUUGAUGCUGGGAAUGGAAAUACGUGUUAAGGUCAGUGAAUAUGUUAAAAAGAAGAUUGAAGCACUUCGUCUACAGAACGCUGGUCAAUAUCAAAAUGUUGCUUGUAUCAGAGGAAAUGCAAUGAAGCAUCUGCCAAAUUUUUUUCAUAAGGGACAGCUGAAGAAAAUGUUCUUUUUGUUUCCUGAUCCACAUUUUAAGAAGAAGAAAAAUAAAUGGCGAAUUAUCAGCCCGUCACUACUUGCAAUUUAUGCAUAUACAUUGGAUAUUGGGGCAAAAGUUUAUACCAUAACGGAUGUUGAAGAACUACACAUCUGGAUGAAGGAACAUUUUAAUGAUCACCCGUUGUUCCGGGAAUUGGAAAAAGAAGAAUAUAAAGAUGAUCCAGUCGUCGAUAAAGUGUAUAACAGCACAGAAGAAGGGAAAAAAGUUGCAAGAAAUAAAGGAAACAAAUACUUUGCCAUGUUUGAACGCAUCGAAGAUCCUUUUGAAAAACAAAGAGAUUCAACUGUUUUAGAUGAAACGAAAUCAUAGUUUUAUGCCUUUUCAUAUCUUCGUCCUUUUUGUCUAUUGAAUCUUUUAUGUAUACAAAAUAUUUUUUGUUUCGAUUGCCGAGAUUUUAUUUUAACAUUGUUGGGGGUAAUACCAGAUUCUUGGUCUUGCUAUCUAUCUGGUAUGUUUCGUCUUUAUUAUUUGAUGAAAAUUAGGGACAAUU
Molecule: messenger RNA, 1109 nt
Organism: Rhopilema esculentum
Lineage: Eukaryota; Metazoa; Cnidaria; Scyphozoa; Rhizostomeae; Rhizostomatidae
Product: tRNA (guanine-N(7)-)-methyltransferase B
Biological process (GO): tRNA methylation; RNA (guanine-N7)-methylation
Cellular component (GO): tRNA methyltransferase complex
Molecular function (GO): tRNA (guanine(46)-N7)-methyltransferase activity
Source: RefSeq, a predicted model, not a curated record